Messenger RNA from Lodderomyces margitis, 576 nucleotides. RefSeq names its product TRAPP complex core subunit. The coding region runs from base 1 to 576 and encodes 191 amino acids. Gene Ontology annotation, biological process: intra-Golgi vesicle-mediated transport; endoplasmic reticulum to Golgi vesicle-mediated transport. Gene Ontology annotation, cellular component: TRAPP complex; cytosol; cis-Golgi network membrane. The transcript is spliced from 2 exons. The record is from RefSeq and is a predicted model, not a curated record. Lineage: Eukaryota; Fungi; Ascomycota; Pichiomycetes; Serinales; Debaryomycetaceae.
AUGUCUAAAAAGUCCACUGGCGAUGAUAUAUGGAAAGGCAACGUGGAAAAGAUAAACUCAGAGUUGUUCACAUUGACAUAUGGAUCACUUGUUGCUCAAUUAUGUCGAGACUUUGACAAUAACUACCAGGAGAUCAACAACCAACUCGACAAAAUGGGGUACAACAUCGGAUGCAGGCUAAUUGAAGAGUUUCUUGCCAAGACUGGUAUCAAACGAUGUGCUUCGUUUAAAGAGACUGCUGAUAUCAUAUCCAAAUUAGGGUUCAGACUAUUUCUCAACAUCCAACCACAAGUGGAAAAUUGGUCAAACGAUAACAAGAUUUGCAGUUUGAUAAUACCGGAACCUAAUCCAUUAACUGAAUUUGUCGAGUUGCCUGUAUCCGCCGACCCAAAAAUCAGCAAAGAAUUGUGGUAUUCACAAGUAUUGUGCGGUGUACUUCGGGGUGCCUUGCAAAUGGUUCAGUUAGAUUGUGAUGUUUACUUUGUCAAGGAUGUAUUACGUGGUGAUGAAAGAACGGAGAUGAAGUUGAAGUUGAAUAAAGUCUUGAAGGAUGAAGUUCCUGCCGGAGAAGAUUAA